UCCAAACGCCACAAUAGGUCUCCACUACGGACUCGAGCUGACUCGUCUGGAAUCAUGAUCUACCAUCAUGAUGGGUAUUCUCACAACAUUUCGACGAAGUUAUCAUAAUUACAGUAUAUUUAUAGUGCUGAACUUGAACAAUGAUCUGCGAAUGAUAAUCCAGAUCUUCCACUCUGACGCUCAUCCGAGUCAUGGACUAUCAAUAAUACUCCAGUCCUAUGGCUCAGCGGCCUGUGCUUACAUUAAUAGUUUUAUGCUCCGCACUUCCCUAAAUCAGAAGUGGACGAAGUUUUUGCGAGACCUCUUCAUAUGGAUACCUGCAUGGAAUAAUGUCAAGACCUGUUGCGAUUACCUCACCGCCAUGAGCCGGAGACCGGCAGGAAAUUCGAGGUAUGUGACACAGCAGUCCUGACUGGUCUCUUAUAGUACGUAUGGUUUCGUACGAUGUCCUUUCACACUUCAUGACCUCUCUCACACUACCCAACGUCUUCGCAAAGCCACAGCAAGAUCAUGGAGUCUUUCCUUUGCACCCAAUAGGUACCCGUCACACGUGUUCUAUGAUGCUCGAACGAGUACAAACACACACUACGUCGUCAGAUCACCAAUUGGCUUCACCGGCAGUCAUUAAGCAGCGGCAGGAAUCAGGGAGGCCCGGGCGAGUGCUUGCCAUUCUAUGCACUCUUCUGCAUAUCAUUCUUGUCCUCCUCCACGUUGCUAUUCUUGCGCUCAGCAUUUCGAGUAUCGAGCACCGUCUAGUCGUCCAAUUGACAUCUGGCAAUGAAAUCUGGGUCACUAUAAUAAGUGCAUCAUCACAGGCGUUUUAUGUGAUCUAUUGCACGAUACUCGUUUACUUAAUGCAACGAUUGACAUUCCUCGAGAACGUGACGCGACACCAGACGAUAACCGCUCUUCAUGAUACAGUGAACGCAUGGAAGGGUCUUGGUUCUGCGCUGGAGUGUCUUCGGCGACAAUCAACAAUCCCGGCAUCAUGGUGGAGCAUAUUGUCCAUAACGGCCUAUCUUACAUACCUAGACAUGAUGACGAUCCAGUGGCAAACCAUCAGUGCAUUGGUUCCUACGUUAGGCCGAUUCGCCAAUCCUCAGGGCAUGGGACUCCACGGUGCCACUUUAUACGACAUCAUUCAGUCUACCGAUACAUCUGGUCGCGCCAUUGUUAAUGCAUCGUCGUUCAGAGCGAAUUGUGGAUUAGUUCGCAAUUCCAUGUUAAACUAUUCUCCUGAAAUUAACGCUGACAAUUUCGGAUAUCUUACACUCAACCCGCCAAUAUCAAAGCUCAAUCAUACCGUGGAAUUUAGAGCUAGACUUGUGCAUCCAUAUCCAGAUGAGGUUACGAUAAAUCCUGCUAUCUCCUUAUUCUUUCCAGGACCGACUGUUGCUUUCACAGCCUCGACCGCUAUGAACUCGAGCCAUUUACCCGGCGAUGAAACAGUUCAACACGUGUAUUGGGCAUAUCCUCAUAUGAACUUCAUAGGUAGUCCCCAGCCUCCCCUGAAUCAUAGCAUGUACGACGUCCAUAUAGUGGCGUGCACUAUUGAUGUUCAACCCCAUGUCGCCACUGUUGAUGUACAGACCAAUCAACUACUGGGUCUUUCUCCAUCCCUUGAGCCGAUUGUUUAUGGCGAAUGGGAGGCAUGGUCACCGCCGGAGGAAGAACCGAAAUGGGAUAUCUGGUCACCGCCGUCAGCAAGUGCAUUGCAUCAUGAAAAAUGGCUUGUUUCUCCUUUCGUAGGCGGGGCACAUCAUCCCAUUGGCUGGUGCAUGAAUCAGGACCGAGCAUCGUGUUAUGGGUUAUCUCUUUUGGAAAUAUAUUUUAUGCAGCAGAUUGGAAUAAAUAUCAUCUUUCCCGACCCAGCAAGAUACGGAGGCUUCUCUGUCCUGAACCACGCUCCUCCAAUUCCGAAGAAAAAUUCUGUGGCCUAUGCCGCACUUCUAUGGACAGGCGGACAGCUCGGCGCCAACGGUGGCGGGUUUGAUCGGAAACCUGAAAACACCACCAUUUCACAGCAGGUUCUGCAAUGGCACCUUGGUAUAAACUUAUGGCCCCUUGCAUUUGCGCUCACCUGCUCUCUGCUUAUGUUAGCGUUAUCAAUGCGCGUAACAAACGGGAUGCAUAGGCGGAACUAUACAAUGCCUAUCGAUAGCGCUGGCAUUCUCCAAAUCAUUUGGCUUGCGAAUCGCUUCCGUGUACUGACAGACCUUUUGAGCGACGUCGAGGAUCCGCAAGAGGAUAACCUUCGUGCUGCUGGGAUGGUCGAUAUGGACCUGCUGCGGGAGUUGGAUGACGUGCCAGUAGACGAUUGUUAACAGCUAUGUGGAGAAGAGAUGAGACGAAAAGAGAUUGGCAUGAUUGACUACAUUCUCAAUGAAUAUGGCGUAUUGCGUGAGGAGGCCAUAUACUUGUAAUAAAAUGUAAUGGGAACUGAAAGUAAUGUGGAGCACACUGAAUGACGGCGGCGGGGUCUGCUGUGACGUCG
Messenger RNA from Suillus subalutaceus, 2494 nucleotides. RefSeq lists its product as uncharacterized. The record is from RefSeq and is a predicted model, not a curated record. Bases 432 to 2324 code for a protein of 630 amino acids. Lineage: Eukaryota; Fungi; Basidiomycota; Agaricomycetes; Boletales; Suillaceae. The transcript is spliced from 14 exons.